Messenger RNA from Mesorhabditis spiculigera, 612 nucleotides. NCBI's taxonomy places the organism in Eukaryota, Metazoa, Nematoda, Chromadorea, Rhabditida, Rhabditidae. The record is from the annotation of a GenBank genome assembly.
AUGCGGCGCCCAGUUCGAUGGCAACUCACGGCGACCCCAUCCCAGCUGCUAAAACUGCUAAACGCAUUUUUCCACAGCCUGCGCCCAGCAUCGCUGAGCUUCCGGGCGGAUUCCAGUACGGACGGCCCUGAUGUCGCAUCAGCCAGCACAAUUGGUUGGCGACGUCGAGUCGAAUUGAUGCUGUCGUCCAUGCGCUUUUUGUACUUCAUACGGUCCCGCAGCCUCGGCAGCCUUUUCAAAUGCGCCGAUACGCGCAUGGUGCUGAGGAGGGCACUCCGGUAUCCGCCGACCAACGGGAAAACGCGAACGAUCUUCAUCGAAUUCUUAAUGGCUGCUGACCGGAGCGAGGAGGAUAUGCAGCAAUUUCUGACCAGGUGCAUCCUUGGGAAACUGUGGGAUGAUCGGGACGGGCCCUGCAGCAUCUCCGUCGAGAAAAAGCCGCACAUUGGCGAGCCGGGGGAAUACGUCGCCUGCUGCCAAUUCUUCCAGGAUUCUGCGGCAACCGGCGGCCAGUUUUGGCGGUGUCCGGAUGAAGUGAGGCGAGGCCGCGACGCCAUUUCGGAGCAUUGUUACAACAGCGCCUGGCAGCAAGUGUUGGAAGCGGAUACGCCC